Coregonus clupeaformis (lake whitefish) is the source of this 1064-nucleotide messenger RNA. RefSeq names its product myelin transcription factor 1-like. Gene Ontology annotation, molecular function: zinc ion binding. NCBI's taxonomy places the organism in Eukaryota, Metazoa, Chordata, Actinopteri, Salmoniformes, Salmonidae. The record is from RefSeq and is a predicted model, not a curated record. Gene Ontology annotation, cellular component: nucleus. Gene Ontology annotation, biological process: regulation of DNA-templated transcription. The annotation marks the transcript as partial. The transcript has 7 exons.
GUAAAGUUGCCUGUGUUUGGAAGCAGUGUACAAGGGGAAAAGUCACAGCAAAGAUGAAGCUGUGUAAAACCUUUUUAGAAAAUGAGUUCAGAGGGCAGCUGCUGAACCAGAGGUGGACACGAGGAGACAGAAUAAGCAGAUUCUGUGAGACCAAGAGGAGCCUUCGAAUCAAAAUGAGUCAGGACGCAGCAGAUACGAGAACCCGGACCCGCUCAAAAGGCAUCAGAGUACCCGUUGAACUCGUGGGAGCAGAGUUAAGCUGCCCCACCCCCGGAUGCGAUGGUUCAGGCCAUGUCAUUGGGAGAUAUUCACGACACAGAAGCGUUCUUGGAUGCCCAAUAGUGAAGAAGAGGAAACUUGUGGAGGUGGAGGCAGAAGAUAAUCAACCCGCCCCCAAGAAAAAGACCCCGCCCCUGAAGUUGGCCAUGGACGAGAGCUUCAACACAGCAGACAGUGAUGCCGCCAGUGAGGCGGAGCAUAAGGAGGGGGAGGAGUCAGAGGAGGAGGAGCAGAAAGAGAAGGAAAAUAACAAAACGCCAAACCCUCCCAAGUCCAUGAAAGCCGAUUGCUCACAGGUGGUACCUGAAAACACAGAAAAAGAGACGUCUGUUGAGUCUGACACCAUAGCUGCACCUAAAGCAGGGACUCCGCAGAAGGACACAGCCACCACAACCCAACAGCAGGCAGAAGCAAAGGCAGACAGACAUGAAGAGGAGGUGCAAGUAGUGGCAGAGAUACAGGCCGCUGAGGAGGAGAAGGAGGAGGAAGAUGAGGAUACAGUUGAUGAACACAGAAUAAUAGAGCAGCCCAAAAGCAACGAUGAAACAGGGAGAUCAGAGAGUGAGGAGAAGCAAAAGGAGGAGGUAGGAGAGGAGGAGGAGGAGGAGGAGGGAGUGGAGGAAGAGAAAGAGGAGGAGAGGCAAUGUGUGAGUCAGGAAAUCUCAGAUCACCAGUACUCCAGUGGCGACUACAGCAGGCAUCAGGCAAAAGAGGAGGGAGAUGAGGAAGAAGAGGAAGAGAAGAAGGGAGAGGAAAAGGAGAAGGAGGAGGAGGAAGAGAAGGAG